AUGAAUAAUAAAUUAAUAUAGACUCUUAAGAAUAAAAUUCGAAUUCAGGAUAGCUAGGUUAAACUACUCAAAUUCUAUAAGAAGUACUGUUUACCUACAUCUGACACAUCAAGUAAUAUAUGUUUAAGUUAAGUUAGGUUCUAUAAAAUCUUUAUAAUUGAAAGCAUACUUCAAUUUGAUAAUGAACAAAUCCUUUUUUUUUGGAGGACCCUUUUGUAUAAAAUAUGGAAUAAAUAUGGUAUCAAAUCCAGCCACAAUUAUGUACUCUCCUAUUUUCUUCGUUGGUUAUGGUGUUUGUAAUAUUAUAAUAAUAAUAAAACAGGCUACUCAGCCUAUGUAUAUUUUGAAGGUUUGAGAAAUAGAAACCUAUCUGAAAUCAACAUAUUGGCUUUACGAGAAAUGUCUUUAUAAACAUAUGAACAUUUGUUAUAUUUGGAUGCUGAAUUUCAUUUAAACACUUCAUCAAGAUCAAAUAUAUAUUCCCUGUAUAAAGCAUAGAAAGGAAUAGAGUCAAACUUAAGAUCAUUAAAUUAAUACUUUCUACCAUUGUUAGCAGACAUUUCAUUAACAACUGCUAUUCUGUGUUUUAAUUUUGGUUGGCCAUUCUUUACAUCAUUUCUAGUUACAUUUACAACUUAUACAGCAUUUACUAUUCGUUAUUCAAAUGUAUAUGAUUAUGGCAAAUAUUUAAAUAGUAUAGAAGGAAGAUAAUAUCUUAGAGAAAGAAAUAAGAAAAGUUAGCUGACUUUACAAUAUCAUAAGCUCUAGAUAAUUUAUUUACAGUUAAAUAUUUUAGUGCAGAAAAAUAUGAGUUAAAGAGAUACAAUAACUUAUUAGAAGUAAGUUAGUCAUUAAAUAAAUAAAGAAAUUGCAAUAAUUAUCGAUUGAUACAUUUAGAACAUUAGCCACUUUAAAUGCUGUAUAAAGAUUAAUACUCUCUAUGGGUUUAACAGUGAAUUUAGUUUUAGGAGUAAGUGGUGUAUAAGCAGGAAUAAUCACUCCAGGUGAUUUGAUACUUAUACAAUCUCUAAUGCUUUAAUUGAUAUAACCAUUAUUUCAAUUAGGUACAAUGCAUAGAGAAUGGGUUGAAUCUGCUAUUGAUAUGAAAGAUUUAUUGUAGAUAAUGACUAGAGUGCCUAAAAUAUAAGAGAUACCUAAUGCAUAGGAUUUUAUCUAUAAAACAGGUUCAAUUCAUAUUGAAGGUAUUUCUUUUGAACAUAUAUCAAAUAAACAACUCUUUAAGAAUUUUAAUCUAUCAAUCAAAGGAGGUGAAUGGAUUGUUAUUGUAGGGGAAAGUGGAAUUGGAAAAUCCACUUUAUUUAACUUAAUAGUAAGAAAUUGAGAUAUAAUUUAUAGUUUAGAUUAUUGGAUCCAUCAGAAGGGAAUAUUUUAAUUGAUAAUUAAAAUAUAAAAACAUUGAAAUUAGAAUCAUUUAGAAAAUAUUUUGGAAUUGUAGCAUAAUAGUCAUAUUUUUUUAAUGAUUCUAUUAAAAAUAAUCUUUUAUAUGGUCUUGAUUUGAUUUAUGAACUUACUCCUGAAAUGAUUAAGCAGAAGGAAGAAGAAAUGAAAAGUUUAUGUGCAUAACUUAAAUUGUCUAAAUUAAUUGAAUCAUUACCAAAUUAAUAUGAUACUUAGAUGGGAGAUUAAGCUAGUAAAUUAAUAGAUUAUUUUUAAGAUAAAUUCUCUGGUGGUGAAAAGUAAAGACUUCAAAUAGUAAGAUGUCUAUUAAGAGGAGCUAAAAUAUUAUUGUUAGAUGAACCAACAUCAGCUCUAGAUCAAAAUAAUGAAUAAUUCUUCAUUGAAACUUUAGAAUAAGUAUUAAAGAUUCAAGAUCUUACUGUAUUGAUUAUUACUCACAGAUUACACUUGACAAAAGUAGCAGAUAAGAUUCUAUAUUUGGGCAAGAAUUGUUCAUAUGAAUAUGUAAAUUUUAUCAAUUCUAAAACAGGGUACUCAUGAUCAAUUAAUCAAUAACCAUCAGUCUUAUAACAAGUAUUGGGAAGAGUAUUAGAAAUAAUGA
This is a messenger RNA of Paramecium sonneborni, 2020 nucleotides long. Lineage: Eukaryota; Ciliophora; Oligohymenophorea; Peniculida; Parameciidae. The record is from the annotation of a GenBank genome assembly.